AUGGGAACGCGCGUUGAUGGAUGGCCCAGCGCUGGAGGAACAGCCCUCCGAAGCUCAAUCCCUACGCAAGCUGCUAAUCCUCUUCCGACUAUACCCCUUCAUCGUUCCGUCAACUUGUUCCCACUGUCAAAUUAUACUUUUGGAACGAAGGAUGCCCAAUCAGAAAGAGAUCAUUCCGUACAAGCACGAUUUCAGAGGAUGAGGGAGGAAUACGAAAAGGUUGGAAUGAGACGUUCUGUGGAUGCUGUUCUGAUUGUUCACGAGCAUUCCCUUCCUCAUAUUCUUCUCUUGCAAAUAGGCAGUACUUUUUUCAAACUCCCUGGCGGUGAGCUCGAAGUAGGUGAGGAAGAGACUGAAGGCAUGAAACGGUUGCUUGACCUCACACUUGGAAGGACAGAUGGGGUGAAGAACGAAUGGAAAAUAGAAGAUGAAGUUGGCAACUGGUGGCGACCGAACUUCGAUCCUCCUCGGUAUCCGUACAUCCCUGCUCAUGUUACAAAACCGAAAGAACACACAAAGUUGUUGCUCGUGCAGAUGCCAGAGAAGGCAAUGUUUGCUGUUCCAAAGAAUUACAAGUUGGUAGCGGCUCCAUUGUUCGAGUUAUAUGAUAACGCUGCCGCUUACGGGCCACUAAUUGCAAGUCUACCUAUGGCUCUUAGCAGGUUUAACUUCAUUUACAAUGGCGUCGUGUGA
Messenger RNA from Haemonchus placei, 693 nucleotides. NCBI's taxonomy places the organism in Eukaryota, Metazoa, Nematoda, Chromadorea, Rhabditida, Trichostrongylidae. The record is from the annotation of a GenBank genome assembly.